Molecule: messenger RNA, 555 nt
Organism: Branchiostoma floridae (Florida lancelet)
Lineage: Eukaryota; Metazoa; Chordata; Leptocardii; Amphioxiformes; Branchiostomatidae
Product: oncoprotein-induced transcript 3 protein-like
Exons: 5
Coding region: 1-555 (184 amino acids)
Molecular function (GO): calcium ion binding
Source: RefSeq, a predicted model, not a curated record
AUGUCUUGCAAUGAGAUCCCCCUGACAUGUCCCCCCGCCAACCGAUGCGGCACACACACCACAGUUUGGCUCAACCUGACCUCCAACCCUUCAGCUAACGACGGGAUCGUCGUGACUAACGGCUGUGCCCAUUUUGUUUCACCUGGUGUGACUGACGACUGUUGUGCCUGGAGAACUAACGUGGCCGUGAAAAACUGCAGCAGCUACCUGGUGUACGCGCUGGGACACACACGGCACCAGUGUGCUUACGCCUUCUGUGCUGGCACGGAGGUCCCAUGUCCUGAAGGGUACGGAUCACCCAACUCUGACUACACUCCUGGUUGCGAAGACAUCGACGAGUGUGCUACCGGCACGAGUGGAUGUAGCCAACUUUGUGAAAACACAGACGGAAGUUACUACUGUAGAUGUAAUGAUGGCUACCAUCUGGGCCCUGACAACCACACAUGUACAGUACCAUGGUGGAUUAUUCUACUGUCAGUGUUGGCCGGGAUCGUAGUGAUUAUCCUGAUCAUCGUCUCCGCUUUGUGCAUCUUAAAGCAUGGUCGAAAAGGGUAA